Molecule: messenger RNA, 861 nt
Organism: Rotaria sordida
Lineage: Eukaryota; Metazoa; Rotifera; Eurotatoria; Philodinida; Philodinidae
Source: the annotation of a GenBank genome assembly
AUGACAUUCAUGCGUAUGAUAGAUAGUAAUGCAUUGAAAAAUACGAAUACAACCAAUACUGUCGUAGCUAAUCAUCGUCAAAUAAAACUUGCAAUUUUAUUACCAUGUCAAAUAUUAUCAAUCAUAUGUUCUCUAUUUGUAUUUAUUAAUAUCAUAUAUCGACCAUCAAAAUUAAUAAAAUCAAUUGGAAAUCAUUUUAUUCUUCCAUUAUUAAUAACAAGUUUUAUUCAAGUAACAACUGAAUUAUCAAUGGUAGAAAAUUAUUUACAUACUGGUAUUGUACGACCAUCAACAAAUAGUUAUUGUUUAUUUUUUAAUUGGUAUGAAUUUUCAUUAAAUGGUAUUAGUUUAUUUAUUAUGCUUUGGGCAUCUAUUGAACGUCAUAUUAUUAUUCUUUCUCAGUUUGUCUUCCAAAUUCAAUGGAAACGUAUUGUUUUUCAUUAUAUACCACUUUGUAUAGCAAUAUUGUAUCCACCAGUAUGUUAUGCUUAUCUUAUUUUUAUAUAUAAUUGUGUUAAUAAUUGGAAUUAUUAUGAAUUAUUAUGUACGGCACCAUGUUUUUAUCAAAAUAAAAUUCUAGGUACUAUGGAUUGGUUAGUUAAUAUAAUCAUACCAGCUUUUUCAAUUGCUCUAGCAAAUCUUUUACUAAUUAUUCGAAUUAUACAUCGUUCAACUAAAAUAAGACAUAAUCCUGAACGAAUAAAAAAGAAUCGAAAAAUGACCAUACAAUUACUAGCAAUUUCAUCACUUUUUCUUAUAUUUUGGUUACCAAUUGCAGUUACAGUUGAUACUAUUAUUCGUGAUCGAGUUUUACUCAACGAUAAUGCUGAUCUAGCUGCUAGUGUCCUCGUCGUUUCUUGA